AAAUUGGGUUAAUUUCAAUCCCCCCCCCCUCCCCCCCCCCAACAACAACAAAACGGAGUUCACCAAACAAGUUUUCGUGUCUCUGAAGAUUACAUUGUAAUUCUCCGUCUUCUGUAUGUCUUUUGAAUCUAAGUUGGGUUUCCUAGAUGUACUGCACCAAAAUUUAAAUGAGUUUUAAGAAGCUUUUAUUUUUAUGUGUUUUCUGCUCAACUACGUAGAGAGAGUGAGAGAGUUGAGUUGAGUUGAGCCGGAGAUUGUUUGAACUUGACUUGAAAACUUAGUAAGCUUUAAACGUGUUCAAUUCAAGCUUAAUUUCUUUACAUAAUGAGUCAAUCUUGAACGAGUUUUUAAUGAACCGAAUACGAGUCGAGCUCGAGUAAGCUUUUUGUAUUGCAUAGAUACUUAUCAUGUCGAGCAGCAGCUUGUUUAAGUUUUUAAAAUGAGUUCAAGCUUGGCUAGCUUUUAUAAUGAGCCGAUCUCAGACGAGUUUUUAACGAGCCGAAUAUGAGUCAACAUCGAGUAGUCUGGUUUGUUUUGCAGCCCUAUGUGUGCAGUGUGCAAAGAUAUGACUACUCAGGCUACGGAGCCUCUUCUGGAGAGCCAAGUGAAUCCAAUACAUAUGCUGACAUAGAUGCAGUAUACGAAUGUCUCGAGACAGAAUAUGGAAUUAGCCAGGAAGACUUGAUUCUCUAUGGACAGUCAGUCGGAAGUGGACCGACACUGUACUUAGCAGCUAAGCUGCCAAGGUUGAGAGGCGUAGUUCUCCAUAGUGCUAUUCUUUCUGGCCUUCGUGUAGUCUGCCAUGUCAAGUUCACGUUUUGCUUCGAUAUUUAUAAGAAUGUUAACAAAAUUCGGAAGGUGAAGUGCCCUGUGCUAGUGAUACACGGCACAGAAGAUGAAAUUGUAAACUGGUUUCAUGGUAAUGGACUAUGGAAAAUGGCAAGGGACCCUUACGAGCCGUUAUGGAUUAAAGGAGGUGGACACUGCAACUUGGAGUUGUACCCGGACUAUAUCCGCCAUCUUUGCAGAUUCAUCCAAGAAAUGGAGAACAUAACAACAGAAAUCUGCCUUCGAAAGAUCAAGCAGAGCCUCCGUCUACAGAAGAGGUCUCAUUCUGCCAACACGUGCUGUUGGAUCAAGUUCCAGCUACCCAAUUGCCCAGAAUGUUUGAAUCAAAGCUGCAUAAAAUGUUUAUGCUGCCCAAAACGGCAAUGUAGAUGCCCAAAAUGCUGGAUACCGGGCUGUCUAAAAUGUUUAUGCUGGUGUUAGUUAUGGAUCGGUAUACAGAGCAAUUUUUAAUUAAAACAGGAUGAUGAAGGUGACGAGAUUGUAUAGUGUUAGUAAUGGGCGCCCAUGUGGCAUGACCAUUAAAUUUGAAUUUGAAUCCUUAUCCAACUAGGUUUUGAAUUUGAAAUCAAACUUAUUUAGGAUAAC
Messenger RNA from Camellia sinensis, 1434 nucleotides. The record is from RefSeq and is a predicted model, not a curated record. NCBI's taxonomy places the organism in Eukaryota, Viridiplantae, Streptophyta, Magnoliopsida, Ericales, Theaceae.